Priapulus caudatus is the source of this 2297-nucleotide messenger RNA. RefSeq names its product potassium channel subfamily K member 2-like. Bases 594 to 1799 code for a protein of 401 amino acids. NCBI's taxonomy places the organism in Eukaryota, Metazoa, Priapulida, Priapulimorpha, Priapulimorphida, Priapulidae. Gene Ontology annotation, molecular function: potassium ion leak channel activity. Gene Ontology annotation, cellular component: membrane. The record is from RefSeq and is a predicted model, not a curated record. Gene Ontology annotation, biological process: stabilization of membrane potential; potassium ion transmembrane transport. The transcript is spliced from 13 exons.
CCGGUAGAUGGCGUGCCGUUAAGCGCACGUAGCUCAAAAGUUGUUAGUGUUUUUUUGCGCCCCAUGUGAAACCUUUAAAACGGUCGAACAAUUCAGGCUGAGUCAUCAAUGCUGGUAUGUGGCUGUAUGUGCAUGGUCAACAAAACAUGCAAGAUCACUAGUUGCUGUGAGCAUUUCGCCAUACAGAGGAACAGUCUAAAAAUCAUCAGAUCAAGGAGGUUAAAGAUUAGAGCUCAAGUAUAUCUAUCUAACUCAAAUAUUGAUACAAGUAGCGUUGAGGCUAUCCACCCCGUUAUAGAUGCUUUAACAGUUUUAUCUGGAAGCAUCCAAUUUUAACACGACGCACCCACUCGCGUACACGGAUGUGUGCUUUCUUCUAAAGAAAACAGCCUACAGGAAAAGGAGCCUCACCCUAGUGCCUCACCCCCCACAUCAAUGGGAUGGUUGCGUGGGUGAGUACGAGAAGCUGCGGCUGGCUUCAGCAUUCCAGUAAAUUUGUCGAGAGCAUCACCAGCACGCCCAUAGCUGAUGCUACCCAGCUUCCUGCACGGUGAUCAUCGGUUUAAGAGUGUUUACGCAGAGAUCUAUCCACCAUGCACUGGAAGAUUGUGGUCAGCCUAGCCGUUGCAUUUCUAGCAUAUCUUAUGAUAGGGGGUGCCGUUUUCCAGGCUCUAGAGAGGUCCAACGAGACUGAGGCAAAGACUGUGUACAUGGAUGUGAACAAGGACUUUCUCAAAAACUUCAGCUGUGUCAGUGAAGAAGAUUUAAAGAGACUCGUGACAUAUGUUAUCGGUGCAUACAAGCAUGGGGUGGUCUUCCUGGCAGUUCAGGAGGAAGAGGGAGAAGACGAGGAUGUCUCCGUUUCCAACUGGGACUAUUACUCUUCUCUGUUCUUUAGCGUCACUGUCAUAACCACCAUAGGUUACGGCCAUCUGUCUCCAGGCACCUUCGCUGGUCAGCUCUUCUGCAUACUGUAUGCACUGGUUGGUAUUCCGCUGACUGGAGUGUUCCUGGCUGGAGUUGGAGACAAACUAGCACGGGGAUUUCACUUCCUCAACGACAAAUCAUUUCUGUCACAGUAUGACGGAAGAUGUGCUAAAGUUGUUAAGGGUAGUGUCAUAGCCUUCUUUUGUAUCUGGAUCUUCUUUCUGCUGCCUGCAUUCAUGUUCAAGUUCUACGAAGGCUGGACUUUUUUCGAGGGCGUGUACUAUUCAUUCAUCACUCUCUCAACCAUCGGCUUUGGAGAUUAUGUAGCAGGAUAUGGAUCCAUAACUGGGUUAGCAUUUAGCCCAGGAUACAAGCUGCUGCUCGUCACGUGGAUCAUAUUCGGCCUCGCCUUCCUGUCUCUAGUUAUCAACCUGCUAGCUGAUAUAAUGCGUAGCAGAGUCGUCGACAGAGUGCAAGAUCACGUCGAUAGGGGCAGAAAGGCGCAACGACAUCUCCAAGAGAAAACGAAGAGAACUGAGGUGAAGCAGGAAGAUUAUAACCUCGUAGCCACAACAUGCAUUAUUGAAGGUGUUUUGCAGAUGAAUGAAAAAGUUCCCCUACUAAGAAAGAAGUGUUUAGUGUUUGAUGAUAAUACCAAUACUACUCAACGAUCGGACUCUGCUGACAGUAAGGACGUGCAGUCACAAGGUGCAUUGUCAGCACAUCCAGAGACACAGGAAAGCAGCGGGGAUGACUACCUGCCAUGUUGUAUACGUUACACCUCACAGGAUGAAAUUGCACCAAUAAAAACAGGAUGUUUACACCCAAAUUAUAAAACGGUUAAGGACGACAGUGUGAUAGAGCAUUUGUAACAACAAGUAAUAGGUGCGGUGCUCAACAUCGUCUGAAAAAGUACUCCUUUGAGAGUGCACAGUGCACCAACUGUUGGCCCCUAACUAAAAGGUGGCAAACCGAGAUUGUGCUUAUAGGGCGGCCUAACCAGGUAGUCAGUUAUUUCUUAAGCAUAAUAUUAUUUUAGGCGAGUGCUUUAUUUGCAUUGCAUUUUUAUGCCAGGUGUAGUGGAGGAAAAUGUUACAAUAGUGACUUUAAAUGACUAUAUGUAAAAUUAAUAUAAAUAUAUAAAUAAUAUAAACGUAUAUCGUAUAUAAAAAUAUAAGCACAUAGCUAUAGUAUUAUUGCACUUGGAGUAACUGUACCACCAACCAACUAGGAGUAUGUAUUUCUAUAUGUUAGUCAUUAUAUGGAUGCCAGUGAUGCACGAUAAAUAACAACCAUGGUAUGAAGUUUAAAGACAUCAAACUAGUAAUGCAAGGUAUUAUAAUAAAAUUUGUACAUUGUUUAAUUUUUGA